This is a messenger RNA of Trichoderma gamsii, 345 nucleotides long. RefSeq names its product RING-box protein 1. Bases 1 to 345 code for a protein of 114 amino acids. Gene Ontology annotation, biological process: protein ubiquitination; ubiquitin-dependent protein catabolic process. The transcript has 4 exons. NCBI's taxonomy places the organism in Eukaryota, Fungi, Ascomycota, Sordariomycetes, Hypocreales, Hypocreaceae. Gene Ontology annotation, molecular function: ubiquitin protein ligase activity; cullin family protein binding; zinc ion binding. The record is from RefSeq and is a predicted model, not a curated record. Gene Ontology annotation, cellular component: cullin-RING ubiquitin ligase complex; nucleus.
AUGGCCGACGUCGAGAUGAGCGACGCUCCAGUGGCCAAGAAGGCCGACGGCGUCGUCGCCAAGGGAAGCGAUAAGAAGAAGUUUGAGGUCAAGAAGUGGAACGCCGUUGCCCUCUGGGCCUGGGAUAUCGUCGUCGACAACUGCGCUAUCUGCCGUAAUCACAUCAUGGACCUCUGUAUCGAGUGCCAGGCAAACCAAGCAUCAGCCACCAGCGAAGAGUGUACCGUUGCCUGGGGUAUCUGCAACCAUGCUUUCCACUUCCACUGCAUUUCACGAUGGCUCAAGGCCAGAUCGGUCUGUCCCCUAGACAACAGAGACUGGGAGUUCCAAAAGUACGGCCGGUAG